GCAACCAAAACCUGCUUCGCAGAAUCUCUCUCUCUCUCUCUCUCUCUCUCUCUCUCUCGUCUUCAAACCUUAAAUUAUAGAGAUGGAACCGAAUUCACCUGCAGAAGUAACGAAGAAACUAUGGAACCAUGUACGCAUAGUGUUCUUCAUGCUGAGGAAAGGCGUCUCCAAGCGCAAACUAACGACGGACCUUCACCUCAUGAUGAAACGUGGCAAGAUCGCAGGGAAGGCCAUCGGGAACCUUAUGUUCCACCACCACCACCACCACCACCACUCCAACUCCAUCUGCCAAUCGCACGAUGCGAAUCUUUCCUUCGUCGCACCUAGUGAUUACGAGUUUAGCUGCAGCAACAGCCCCGCCUACCCUCCUUCCUUUCCGUCUUCUUCUUCUUCUUCUUCUUCUUUCUUUCCCUUCCACGUCAGCAAACGCAAGACCUCCCAGAACCACUUCUCAUGUAUGCACCCGACGGUCAAAGACGACGACAUAACGGCCGUCAAUGCGGUGCAGAAAAUGCUGGAGAUGUUGAACGACCAUGACAUAACGGAGGCGUCUCCCAUACCGUCACCGUUUUUUGGGUUCGGAAAGAGUCCGAUGGUGAGGCAGUUAAGGAUAACGGACUCACCGUUUCCGUUAACGAAUUCUGAAGAGAAUAGCUACGUGGACAAAGCGGCUGAGGAGUUCAUUCAGAAGUUCUAUAACAACCUUAGGUUACAAAAUAGGAUGGCCGAGUAAAAAUGCUUAAGAUUUUGAGAGUUGAGAUCGAAGAGAGUCGUCGGAGCUCCGGUCUCUUCCGGCGAGAGUUGUGAUUUGGCUUUCGCCUCAAGUCUCUUUCGUUCUUUAUCUAUGACGUCUUUGAUGUAAAUUUCCGUUUUUUAUUCUUUUUUCUUUCUUUGUGAAAAGGAAAAAAGAAAAGAAAUACUUUAUGAAUUAGAAUUACAGGUUUGACCUUUGAGAACUUUGAACUUAAAUGUAUACAUCUUCUCAAACUCUCAAGUAGGUGAACUAGCUGAAGCUUUAGAUCCA
This is a messenger RNA of Macadamia integrifolia, 1024 nucleotides long. RefSeq lists its product as uncharacterized. Lineage: Eukaryota; Viridiplantae; Streptophyta; Magnoliopsida; Proteales; Proteaceae. The transcript has a single exon. The record is from RefSeq and is a predicted model, not a curated record. Bases 83 to 733 code for a protein of 216 amino acids.